CUUACAUUCGUCCGCCAUCCAUGCGUGGGGCAGGCGACAAUCCAAAGACGAACGAGGACACGUCGUCGGUGACUCCGUCGCUCGUAUCGGCCUUGAUCGACACCGACUUGAAUCGAGUGUUUCGAUUCCUUCGUGGCUACGCCGCGCGAUCGAAACUACGGCGGCUCGAGCGCGAGCUCCAAGUAAAAACACAAGCUAUGGCGUCGCAUGCUGCAAACGACGCCACGCCCGUGCCACCCGCAUGGGGGGAGUUUGCGAACGAUGCAUACGAAAUCAUCGAAAUCCUCGGCGAGGGCGAAACCGAGCAGUUAGAUGCCCUGCGACGGGAGAUUCUCGCGGUGACACGCGAUGUCGAAGCUGCCAAGGCCGAUGGCCCAAUUACGGGCAAUGACUUGUCGCAGGCUCUCAAAGAAAUGAACUUGCCGUUGUCCAAGGCGGAAGUAGAGCACAUGAUUUGGGAAGUUGACGAGGAUAUGGACGGAUGUGUGAGCAUGACCGAAUUCAAGAACAUGUUUACCCGAUGCGUGCACGACUCGCAUGGCAUCGAGCCAACACAGCUGUAUCAUGUCGUCCAGUUCCUCAUUUAUGACCAAGACUUCAGCUUCAAUCUCACAGGUGCAUUCCUCUGUGUGAAGUCGUGCGACAAUGCGGUUCUUGCAUCUAUUGGUGCGUGCUCAUGCGCGUGUAGUUGGGGAGAUCGCCCAACGUUCCAACGUUCGGCACAAUUCCGAAUUGCUCGCGCGACAACUCUCGUCGUUGUUUGGAAAAGAAGCCCCUGAGACCCGCGUUUCAUUGCCAACGUACUGGGCAGUUGUAAAUACCACGAUGCCCAACUUGUUUAAUUGAGUCAAUCUUACAUGACGACAGUCCAAGUCGACCCCCCCUCCACACGAUUCUUUAACCUCCCUUCGAGCAAAUUACAACUCACUCCACACCCU
Aphanomyces invadans is the source of this 938-nucleotide messenger RNA. RefSeq lists its product as hypothetical. The transcript is spliced from 2 exons. The record is from RefSeq and is a predicted model, not a curated record. Gene Ontology annotation, molecular function: calcium ion binding. The coding region runs from base 21 to 779 and encodes 252 amino acids. Lineage: Eukaryota; Oomycota; Saprolegniomycetes; Saprolegniales; Verrucalvaceae.